AUGGCUGUCAACUGCAAGGAGGCAGACAGGGCCCAAGCAGCAGGUGGGGGAGGGGGGCCCCCAGGGGCCCCGGGGGCCCCUGGGGGCCCCCCUCAGGACAUGUUUGCUGCACCAACGCCGAAGGGCCAUGCAGCGGGUGCCUCCCCUGCUGCAGCAGCAGGCAGCAGGAGAAGCAGAGCUGCUGCUGCAAGGAAGCAGCAGCAGCAACAGCAGCAGACUGCUUACUCUCCUGAAGGAAGCACCAAGGCCCCAGAUAUAGACAUCGCGGCGUUGCAGCAAGGAGAGGGAGAGGAGGAGGAAGCAGUGGACUCAGCCACAGACACACGAACAGAUGAAGGAUCUGUACGCUCUUUUGCUGCUGCUGCUGCUGCUGCUGCUGCUGCUGCUGCUGGUGGUGGUUAUACUUGUGCUGCUGUUGCUGCUGCUGGUGAGCAGCAGCUUGCUUUCUAA
Molecule: messenger RNA, 450 nt
Organism: Eimeria mitis
Lineage: Eukaryota; Apicomplexa; Conoidasida; Eucoccidiorida; Eimeriidae
Exons: 1
Coding region: 1-450 (149 amino acids)
Source: RefSeq, a predicted model, not a curated record